CGGAAGUCAUGGAGGUAGAGUCCAGGUAGCGGCAGUUCCAGAGAGUCCCUGAGUUCGUCCAUCAGGCUGUGACGCGGGGAGCAUCGUCUUGACUGCAGCCGGUGCCGCGGCUGAGGAGGGCGGGCCGUGUCCGUCCAAGUGGACGCCUGCUGGACUCCCGCCCUCGUGCUCCCUGGUGUCGCCGACCCUGCGUUCGGGGGCGCAAGUCUGCGAGGACGUGGCGUGGGGACCGAGCCUGCGCCCUGUGCGCGGCGGGGGAGCUGUGUCGCCGCGACCGCCAAGUCCAGGAGCUGUUCCCGGGACCGCGGACGGGCACGCGCAGCGCGCCGUGGCUUUUAGCCUUUGUUCUGACUGUCCUUCGUCCUUAAAGGAAGUGUCCUCUCGGUGGUCCCUUAGCGAUGUCUGAAAUAUUAAUUGGGGAGCCAAUUGCCACCUGUCUUUCUCCUUCAGUGUAUGACAUGAUCUGUAAACUUGGGUUUGAAGUCAGAGAAAAUUGUGACAUCAGUAGUAUUGUAACUCAAAAUGGUGAUGUAUGCUGGAAGAAAAUUACAGAUUGCAUGGUUUAUACAGAAUCAGCCCAGGAUCUGGACCACCGGGAAAGCGUGCGGCUGCUGGGCCCUGUGUGCCAGGCUGUCCAUCUGCAUCUGUUGUCUCUGCUCGAGGGGCAGUUUGAAAUGCGAUACACCCCGGCGCUCCAGUGGACAGGUGUUCCAGAGUUAUUUCCUGAAAUACUUGAUGCCUUGAGAAGUCUUGAAUCUCCCAGUAUUUCUCUCAGCCUCAUGAAGCUCACGUCGUGUCUGGAGCGAGCCCUGGGUGAUGUAUAUUUACUGAUUGGGAAGGACUGCCCCUUUCUUUUAAGAGAUCUGCUCGCAUCUGAGGAACUUGCUCAAGUCUUUGGGCAGCCUGUGAUGGACGUGCUGCAGGUCUUCGUGGGCUCCCCGCGUGGACUCAACCUCCGCAACGUCCUGUGGCACGGCUUCGCGGCCCCUCCGGAGGUUCCGCCCGAAUACUGCUCAAUGUUGGUGUUGUUGACAGUAGGAUUGGGUCAACUACUGAAGGGUUACCUUCAACAGACUAACUUCACGUUGGCACAUCGACCUUUUGUAACUCUUACGAGCGUGGAGGAUUUGAUCAUUUUUCCUGAUGUUACGACUGAGGUGCUUUCAGUAUUAGAAGAAGUGAUGAAGAAGUCCACUUUUAUACUGAAAAUCAUGUUGCCGUAUUGGGAAGUUGCAUUAACCAAGUUAAAGUCUCACAGGUUUGCUGACUGUGCCAUAUUGCUGUUGGUGCAGCUAGAGACUGGACUUAGGAAGGUUUUUGCUGAAGUUAACGAAUGUCCAAAGAGACUUCUAACUGCUGAGUCAACAGCUCUUUAUACUACCUUCGAUGAAAUAUUGGCAAAACACUUGAAUGAUGGUAAAAUCAACCAACUUCCUGUUUUCCUGGGAGAGCCUGCAAUGGAAUUUCUCUGGGAUUUCCUAAACCAUCAGGAGGGUCCCCGUCUAAGAGAUCGGUUAAGCCAUGGGGAAGUCAGUUUACCUGAAUUUCCGAAAGCAGCAGCCACUCAGUUGCUUGCGUUUUCCUUUGUCCUUUUACUCAGAUUUAUUGAUGAAGAUCUGUUAUCAGUGUUCAAGGAAAAAGCAGCGGUGAGGUCGUUGAUUAACCUUGCAGUAGCCUACGUUUCUCGCUGCCACCCAGCUUCUCAGCUUAAAAAACAGGUGCUGAGCUGCGGGGGGCGCCUUGGGACUUGGCCUCUGCGGCCUUUGCCCGAAGAAGCCGGAAGGGAGGCCGCGCGAUCAGAAGGUGAUUCUGAAACAGAUGCCUGCAGCUCUUUAAUCAGAGAAAUCGUGGCUGAGCUGUGUUGCCAUGUGCCUGAGACACACCGCGCUGCCCACCUCUCUGGGCCCCUUCCUCCUGAGGAGUGGCCCCGGCUGCUCCAUGCACUCUGCAGCAUCCCGGUGCGGACCCUCUUCUGCCCCCGAGCUGUCCUGGAAGUGCUGGCUGUGCUCCGGAGGGUCAGCAGCCACUGUCACCGCGUUUGUGACCAGGUAGCCGCGUGCGUGGAGCUGAGGCGCCGGCAGUGGGAGGACCGAAGCCUGCGCUCACGGCAGAGGCGGAACUACCUGCGUCUGGUGCGCAGUAUGAAGCUUCUGUCUUCGAUGCUUUACCUGAUUUUAUUGCUGAUUGUGCUAGAAUUGAUCAACAUUCACAUGAUUCUUGGGAAGAAUGCUUCCGAAUACCAGCAGUACCUGAGGUUCUUAAAGUGUGUCUUGCAGUACACAGAGAACCUGGCAGCUUACACCAGCCAAGACAAGAACAAGUGGGACGAAGCUGUCCAUCUCACACACGCAGCCUUGUUGAAGAUUUGGACUUUUACUGAGAAGAAACAGAUGUUGACACAUUUAGCCAAGAAAUCCAUGAGUAAAGUCAUCUGAUAAGUCAGGAUGCCUCGGGCUCUGUCAGAAACCCAACCGACCAUGUGGACUUCAUAGCCUGUGAAUUGAGGACCCAAGGGCCAGGUGGGUGUCCAAGGGCAUAGCAUCUGAGGGCAGGUGGGUUCGGGACUCUGAUCCAUCAGGGCCCCAAGCCUCCUGCCCUUCAGUUCUCCAGUCGCUUUCCGGCUGCUGGUGUGAGCCUCAGGUGGAUCCCUGGGAAGCAGUGGCCGCAGCAGUUUGGGGCCUCGUCUCCCAAUGUGUCCUGUCCAGAGGAGAGACUCUUCUCGCUCAGCUGUCACCCAGGCAUGGCUGGCUACAUUUUACUGGCCAUAUUGCAAAUCUUGAAAUGAUGGCUGUGACCAGCACCCUGCCCUGCAUUCACGGGCCAGGCUGGGCGGACGUCCUCCCCUGGACCAGCCACUGGAGCAUGGCGGGAGGCAUUGGGCCAGUCGCCCCCGUCCUUGGAGCAGAGGGUGAGGUGGAUGGGAUGCAGAUCUCACUGGGUGGGAAGGCCCUGGGCAAGCCUGCCGGUCAGUGUGUCCCCGGGGGUCCAGGUCUGGUAGGUUAGUGCAGCCCCUGGGAGGACAGAGUGAGAUGGGCCGUGGACACCCCCAAGUCAGGCUCGUGGGAGGCCCUGGCAGCCACCGCGGGAGGCUCCUCAUCCGCUCCGGUGGCAGCAACAAGGCCCGUGGUUCUCCAGGAGCCCCUGCAGGGCUGCCCUGAACCUGAGUCUGGGUGCACUCGGCUGUGCCACUCCCCCGCUGGCCACACAGCCUCCUCCUGGCCUUGCUGGCGGGUCGGCCUCCCAGGAAGGGUGUCCUGCCAUGUGCUCCAGCUUCUCUGCCCUCGGAGAUCGACAGGGAGGCCGCCGUGGGGCGGUGGGGCAGUGUGACCACAGACUUUCCUGGUCCAGCUGUCACUUCUCCAGUUCAACAGCAGCCACCCCUUUGUAACUGAACUUGUGGGUAAAGACGGGGACGCCUCCUGCUUCUGUCUGCUGUGACUCAAGCCCCCCACACCAUUGCCCCCACUCCUAGGCUGGACUCAAGUCACAAUUGUGAUUUGGAGAAUAACCACUCGUAACCCUG
Molecule: messenger RNA, 3523 nt
Organism: Odocoileus virginianus texanus
Lineage: Eukaryota; Metazoa; Chordata; Mammalia; Artiodactyla; Cervidae
Gene: ERMARD
Product: ER membrane associated RNA degradation
Source: RefSeq, a predicted model, not a curated record